GAUCGGUUGAAGACGAAGCGUAUUCCGUCCGUUCCUUGAUUUUUGGAAGGCCCUCCUUUACACUCGAAAGAGUCACUACCUGCACACGAUGAUGUCGUGGUGGAGAUGCUUCCUGCCGUUGAGCUUGUUCUGGAUGCUGUGGUCCCACGAAACCGUCUGGGAAGUCUCGGCCGAUCGGAUGGCACCCUCACUAUCUACGACUGCCGCCCGGACCUUUCUAAAAAAUGUUCCAAAUGGUUGGUUGCGCUCCAUUCCAGCACUCUCCAAGCGCCACCCCGGUGAUAAGCGGAGCGCCUCCGCAGUAGAAGUUUCCGUGACCACGAAACGAAAACGGCCGCGCCCACCGAAAUUAGACAUUGACCUGGAUAGGAUUGAUCAGCAUCUGUCUUCGGCGGGUAUUUAUUACGGUUUAACACCCUCCAAAGUGAAAGAUCUAGCAUCUACUCACAAUCGAAAGCCUCGUGUAACGGUGGAACAGACCAUGACUCUUACGUUGGAAGAAUUGAGGGGGAUGCGUUACGAAAUGGAAGCGCUUAGGAAAGAAUUGCACGAUAUGAGACAGAGUAUGAUGGGAACAUCGUCUUCCGGAGAAACGCCCAGCGUCGAGGUAGAUCCACCGAAAGGACCGCUUUCUAUUAUGGCUCGGAAGAAGCGACAAAGAGAAUACGAUGCUAUUGGAGCGGAUGUGGAACGAUGGGCUGACGAGCUUCUCUUUGAACAAGACGGCGAGGUCGACGGCUGGACGGAAGUCCAGUGCAAUAAAGUGAUGAGGCAUAUGAACUCGCAAGGACGAACCAGAGCCUACCUGAAAUGGAUGAAGGAUUCUCGCGGUCCGCACGCUGAUCUGAAGGACGAACGAGAAUAUCCUUGUCUCAAAGCGUACGCUACCAUUGACGCAACCUUGGACGAAGUGUGUGCCUAUCUGGCACAGGAGCAAAAGAUGACUGACUACAAUGAUUUGAUAUUACGCCAUGUAGACGUGGAAGAAGUAUCCCCGCAUUCCAAGAUUUGUUGGGGACAAACGUACCAAAUCCUUUUUAUUAAACCUCGAGAGUUUCUAACAUACUGUCAACAUCGAUGGCUGCGUGAUGGCACACAAGUACUCGUCAAUCAAGCUUGCCACAGCGAGCCUUCUAUUCAUCUGGACGAAUCCAAAGGCAAAAAUCCAUGGGCCUACGCACUAAGAGGUGCCAGUUAUAUUGGGCGCGAUCCCGAUGAUCCGGAAAAGACUCGUAUAUCUAUGGUGGCGCACGGCAGUCCCGGUCCCGACAUUCCGAACUGGGCCAUGAGGUCCGCCGUCAAUGCGGUUGCACCAAUAGAGCCAUUCAAGUUAUUUCACAAAAUCAAUCAGGGUGUUCAAAAGGCCAGACCCGAGUUAAUUUCUCGAUUGGACGAGGCUGAAAUGGUGUCGCAGCUCCCGACUGGUCGGAGUCCGCGUCCCGCCGGUAUGGCACAGCUCGGAUAUGCUUGUUUCUGGCCUAACGGUGGUGGACUAAAGGAAGGGUGGUCGCAUUCAACACAUUCAGAUCAAGUUCACGACUCGUCGGAGCACAACGACAAUGCUACUGGGUCAUCGGUUCCGAGCCGCGACGAGCGGUCGGAGGUAUUGGUCUCGGCUUCAGACUAAGCCUUUUUUUCGAGUCACUCCUUGCCUGCAUGUAUCAAUAGGAAAUUGAAAUAGAUUAUCACUUCAAAGCACC
This is a messenger RNA of Phaeodactylum tricornutum CCAP 1055/1, 1700 nucleotides long. RefSeq lists its product with no specific name. Bases 89 to 1627 code for a protein of 512 amino acids. Lineage: Eukaryota; Bacillariophyta; Bacillariophyceae; Surirellales; Neidiaceae. The record is from RefSeq and is a predicted model, not a curated record. The transcript has a single exon.